Cyanidioschyzon merolae strain 10D is the source of this 1134-nucleotide messenger RNA. RefSeq lists its product as hypothetical. The record is from RefSeq and is a predicted model, not a curated record. Bases 1 to 1134 code for a protein of 377 amino acids. Lineage: Eukaryota; Rhodophyta; Bangiophyceae; Cyanidiales; Cyanidiaceae. The transcript has a single exon.
AUGUAUGAUACCCCCCGGGAUCAACACAUGCGAGCCACGGGCGCUCUGCACGUGACGCUGCGACGCUUGGGUUGCAUGGCCCUCGGGCGUUCUCCUCUCGGCCUCCUGGGCUGGUGCGAUGUGUGCGCGCUGGACGAGCCUGUCCAUUCGAAACGCGCCUCGAGCUCACGAGUGUCGACCCAAUGCCCAGCCUAUCGCCACGCUCACCGCUUGAAGCGCGUUCUGACGCUUCCGGGCGCGUUCGUGCACCAGCUGCUGGAGACAGCGGCAGCCGCGGUGACGACACAAAACCCGGCUGCGGAGCCUGCGCUAACGCAGACACGCAGCACCCUCGAGCCGUUCUGGCACCUGCUGAAACGCAACCUGCGCGCCGCAGCAUGGAAUGACGAGCAGCUCCUGGCGUUUAUCGACGACGUGCUGGUGAUCUACACAUGCCAAGCAGCGAUGGCACGUCAUUGGCGCACGCAGCUGGCAGAGGUCAUCGGCAUCGCAGCGGAUCGCGUGUCCACUGAUGCGGCGAUUGCGUGCUGGUGCCGAUGCGUGCGCGACGACGUGCCGCGUUGCCGGCUCUGUGGGCACGAUCACUUGACACGAUGCUGGCUGCCGGCGCUCGUUGCCUUGAUUUGGGUGAUUCCACCACGAGGGCGCUCGCGUUGGCUUCAAAAGUGUCUAUGUGCGCGUCUCCUGGAGAGCUGGGUAUCGCGUCGUACUGAAUUGCAGGUUGAGGCACAGGAGUCUGCAGUUGCCCGCAUCGAUGAUGGUGCGUCCGAGGCGGAUGCAGGGCACGCGUCGGUUAUGCUGCUUGCACGCGUCGCUGGCGCGCUGUGCCUGCCACGCUAUGAGGCCGGCCGCACGUCGGGACGCGCUUCCGAUGCGAGUGAUCUAGAGUGGAUGGUGGAUGCGAUGCACUUGCUCCUGCUGGAUUGGAAUGUCGUUCCCGACAUUGCCGCGGCGAUACAUUCGAUGCGUCGGCAUGUCUUGCAACAGCUUCGCACGGUGCUUGCUGCUUGGACGCAGGUUGCGCGUACGGUGCCGGAGCCGCGGGGUUACCGGCUGCGUACGCAGCUGCACCUGCUUCGUCGGCAGCUCUGCGAUGAGCCCGUGGAUGUGUUUGGGAGCGGUACGGUUCCGUGA